Lactuca sativa (garden lettuce) is the source of this 2268-nucleotide messenger RNA. The record is from RefSeq and is a predicted model, not a curated record. Lineage: Eukaryota; Viridiplantae; Streptophyta; Magnoliopsida; Asterales; Asteraceae.
AUGAGUAAUUCAAAGGUGCUUCUCUUCUUCUCCCUUUUCUUUUUCUUCAUCUUUGUUGCUUCUUCCUCUUCUUUCAAUGCCACCACUCACAAAUGCUCUCCUCAACAGACCCUUGAUUUGCUUCUCUUUAAACAAAACCUUUCCUCCAUCAAUUUCUCAUUCGGUUACCCCCCAUAUUAUUCCCCAUGCCAAGAUUGGCUUGGUUCUCAUUAUUAUUAUCCAAUCAUGAUGAACUGGAACAAGAAUACAGAUUGUUGCAAGUGGAAUGGUGUCACUUGUAACCACUUCACGGGUGAUGUUAUAAGCAUUGACUUGAGUUGUGGAAUGCUACAAGGUAGCAUCCACCCUAACACCACCCUCUUUCGCCUUCCUCAUCUCCAAACACUUAACCUUGCUUACAAUGAUCUUACUGAUUCCCAACUUCCACAUGACUUUUCUAAUAGUCUCACACAUCUCAACAUCUCUCGAUGUUGGGUUUUACCCACUUAUCUUGAUCUCAGUUCUUCUCUAAAAUCACUCGAUCUUAGCUACACUGGUUUGCAAGGGAAGUUACCUGAUAACAUCUUGAAUCUUCAAUAUUUAGAGAAACUUCACUUGAGAGGCAAUUCGUUUGUCACUGGUCCAAUACCCAAAGUCAACAUGAGCAUUAACGUCCCUCUCAAGUGGUUACAUCUCUCCUUCACCAACUUAUCAGGAGAGAUACCUGACUCGAUUGGUCAUCUCAAAUCUUUGAGCCACUUGGGUCUCUCUUCAUGUGGUUUAGUGGGGUCCCUUCCUAAAUCUCUUGUUAACCUUAAGAAUCUUACUACUCUUAAUGUAGAAGGUAACAUGCUUAAAGGAACGUUGCCUUCUUUAUUGUUUACUCUUCCAUUGCUAGAAAACCUUUAUCUUGGUAAUAACAUCUUUACUGGAGGAUUGGCAUCAGAGUUGUUCAACUGUCGAUCAUUAAAGAGAUUAUCCCUUGACAACAAUCAGUUGGAAGGGGAGAUUAAUGGAGGCUCCACAUCACCAUCAAUUAUCCAACUCGUCAACCUCACUCACCUUGGCCUUUCAUCAAAUAAUUUCACAGGUUUGUGGGAGCUUGAAGUAUUGCUAUCAAGCCUACCAAACCUUCAAUUGCUUAUGCUAUCUGAUAGUGGCUUAUCUGUUGUCUCCGACAAUUCUUCCAGCUAUGUCAACCCUGAAUUCUCCUUCUUAGGUUUGGCAUCUUGCAGAUUAAAUUUCUUUAGUGGUGUGAUUCCACAAUGCUUGGGAGAUAUCAGCUUCUCUCUAGAGUAUUUGAAUCUCAAGUCCAAUCUGAUUCAAGGAUUCUUCCCUCCAUUAAUUUGCAACCUCAGCGCUCUAACAUUUCUGGAUAUGUCUGAUAAUAAUUUUGGUGGAGUGAUUCCACAAUGCUUGGGAAAUGUCAUCUCCUCUCUUUUGAUGGUAGAUAUGGGGAACAAUCAUUUCCAUGGCACUAUUCCAAAUGUGUAUGAAGAGUGUGGACAAUUAGAGGGGCUUAUUUUCAAUGGAAAUCAAUUACAAGGAGAAAUCCCACGUUCCUUGUCCAAAUGCCAAUACUUGAAGGUCUUAGAUCUGGGGAACAACCAAUUAAAUGACACAUUCCCCGAAUGGUUAGGCGAUCUCCCAAUGCUGCAAGUUCUUGCCCUUAAAUCAAACAAGUUACAUGGUCUCAUUGAAACCCCAUCUACAAUUAAAAGUGCAUUUCCAAGCAUGAGAGUUCUGGACUUAUCUCAUAAUGAAUUUGCAGGCCAUCCUCCACGAGAGUAUUUACGAAAUUUCAAUGCCAUGAAGAACACGGUAAUGAAUAGCACAAAACCAAAAUCUUUUCCAGUGGGUGGAAAUUAUUACUCCGUCAGUGUGGUGAAAGGCUUGGAGCAAGUGAUUCCACAAAUUUUGGUUGAUUAUGUAAUUUUGGAUCUAUCGAACAAUAAAUUUGAUGGGGAGAUUCCGAGCGUAAUCGGUUACCUUACUUCACUUAAGGUGCUUGACCUAUCCCACAACAGCCUCACGGGUCGAAUUCCAUAUGUUUUAGGGAAUCUCUCGGAGAUUGAAUACUUAGAUCUAUCUUGGAACAAACUCAACGGAGAGAUCCCUAGAAGCCUUGCAGAAUUGAAAUUUCUUAGAUUCUUAAACCUCUCGCAAAACCAUCUUAUGGGACGUAUUCCAUCAGGAACACAAUUCGGUACAUUUACCAAUUCAUUUGGAGGGAAUCCAGAACUCUGUGGUCUUCCGUUACCCAAAAAGUGUGGGCAUCCAAAUGAAUAA